Molecule: messenger RNA, 1547 nt
Organism: Acomys russatus (golden spiny mouse)
Lineage: Eukaryota; Metazoa; Chordata; Mammalia; Rodentia; Muridae
Gene: Gpr150
Product: G protein-coupled receptor 150
Exons: 1
Coding region: 76-1362 (428 amino acids)
Biological process (GO): G protein-coupled receptor signaling pathway
Cellular component (GO): membrane
Molecular function (GO): peptide binding; G protein-coupled receptor activity
Source: RefSeq, a predicted model, not a curated record
CACCACCUCGCCUCCAGUUUGGCAUUUUAAGCAAGUACAGCUCUCAACCGCACCUCUCCUUCUUUCAGAUUAAGGAUGGAGGAGGAUUCCUUCAGCCCCUCAGCUCUGCUUCCGGCGGCCAACCUCUCCGUGCCCACUUUGCCGAGCUGGAGUCUCAACCUGACUUCGGGACAGGGAGACUCUGUCCCGGGACCGCAGCCACCGCCACGCGGGCCACCCAGCCACCGGAUCCACCUGCUCUUCAUAGGGAUCAUCCUGGUGACCGCGGUGGCGGGCAACACCACGGUGCUAUGCCGCCUAUGCGGCGGCAGCAGCCGGCCCUGGCCGGGUCCCAAGCGUCGCAAGAUGGACUUCCUGCUGAUGCAGCUAGCAGCAGCCGACCUGUAUGCAAGCGGGGGCACUGCGCUGUCGCAGCUGGCUUGGGAGCUGUUGGGCGACCCACGUCCAGCUCUGGGCGACUUGGCUUGCGGCUUUUCGCAGCUGCUGCAGGCAUCCGGGCGGGGCGCCUCAGCCCACCUGGUGGCGCUCAUCACCCUCGAGCGCCAGCUCGCGGUGCGCGGUCCUCAGGGUCCGCAGCUGUCCGCGCGUGCCCUGGCUGUCCUGGGCUGGCUGCUGGCUCUGCUGCUGGCGCUGCCGCCUACCUUCGUGGUGCGUUGGGACGCUCCUCUGUCUCCAGCUGCCAGCGCCUGGCCGGGAGAGCAUGGUUGCGGGAGCAUCUUUCCGCCCCUGCCGCGCUGGCACCUGCAGGUCUACGCGCUCUACGAGGCUAUCAUGGGUUUCGCAGCACCAGUCGCUAUCAUGGGCAUCUCUUGCGGCCACCUGUUGUGUGUCUGGUGGAAGCGCGGGUCUCAGGCUCGGGUAGCCAGAGCGCCCUGGUCGGCCAGUCCAACCCGAGGCCCCUUGCCCAGUGCGCUGCCCCGGGCCAAGGUGCAGAGCCUGAAAAUGAGCCUGGCGUUGGCUCUUCUCUUCGUGGGCUGCGAGCUGCCCUACUUCACCGCCCGCUUGGCGGCCGCCUGGUCGUCGGGGCCCCCGAGUGGCUGGGAGGGAGAGGGCCUGGUGGUAGCGAUGAGUGUCGUUGAAGUGGCCAACAGCGCCCUCAACCCUUACGUCUACCUCUUCUUCCAGGCGGGGGACUGCCGGCUCUGGCGGCGGCUACGGAGGCGCCUGGGAGUUGUGUGCUGCGUGCGGGAGGGAGAAGCUGAGAUCCACGAGGGGUCUGGGGAGCACCAGGCACUCCACCGCCACCGCUGGCCCCACCCCCAUUAUCACCAUGCCCGGCGGGAGGACCGGGACCAGGGUUGCCAACGCCCACCCCCACCACGUCCCAGACCUCUUCCCUGUUCCUGCGAAAGUGCCUUCUAGCAGUUGCUGCACAGUCAGGUCGUUUGUCACUGUGGCACAGUCUCCAGGCAACACAGGCAGAAGAGGUCUGCCUAAAUCUCAAAGAGUCGAUCUGUCUCCAGGAACCACUGAAGCUACCGCUUCCAUCAUACUGUCCUGUUUUUCCUUCUAAUAAUGGCAUGUCUUUCGCCUCCAGUUUGUUUUCU